Molecule: messenger RNA, 1462 nt
Organism: Durotheca rogersii
Lineage: Eukaryota; Fungi; Ascomycota; Sordariomycetes; Xylariales; Xylariaceae
Product: mitochondrial carrier
Exons: 2
Coding region: 147-1145 (332 amino acids)
Biological process (GO): mitochondrial L-ornithine transmembrane transport
Molecular function (GO): L-ornithine transmembrane transporter activity
Source: RefSeq, a predicted model, not a curated record
UAGCCGUCUGCCAUACCGGGUUUCGUCGCUCCCACUUGACGGCUGCCGAGUCCUAGCCGCUUCUCGCAGUUCCAAGUUGGCCGGCAUCCCUUCGCCAUCGUUUGCGGACCCUGCUCUCUCGCUUUCGAGCCUUGACGCCGAGUACCAUGGCCGCUACCGGCGUAGAGACCGCCGCGACGAAACCCUCCCAGAUCCCUACCUCAAGCAGACCGGCCGCAUUGGAGGCUGUCGAGGACAUCGUUUACGGUUCCAUCGCAGGCAUCGUCGGCAAAUAUAUCGAAUAUCCCUUCGACACCGUCAAGGUCCGGCUGCAGUCCCAGCCUGAUCAUCUUCCUCUCCGCUACACCGGCCCGCUCGAUUGCUUCCGCCAGUCCAUCCGGGCCGACGGCUUCCUAGGAUUGUAUCGUGGAAUCAGCGCUCCGCUUUUCGGAGCGGCCGCUGAGACGAGCAGCCUGUUCUUCUUCGAGCGCAUCGGCCGCAGCGUCUUGUACACGUCGGGGUACUAUUCGCGUGAUAGAGUGCUCCCCCUCCCGGCCCUCUGGUUCACCGGCGCAUUUUCCGGCGCCUUCACGUCCUUCGUCCUGACCCCGAUCGAGCUCGUCAAGUGUAAGAUCCAAGUACCCACUACGAACAGCCCGGAUGGCAUCGCACGUAAGGCGCCGAGCGUCACGUCGGUCAUCCGAGACGUGUAUAAGCACGAGGGCGUAAAGGGCUUUUGGCACGGGCAGAUGGGUACCUUCCUCCGGGAAUCCGGCGGCUGCGGCGCCUGGUUUGGCUCCAAAGAGACCGUGACCAAGAUGUUCUACCUCUGGAACGAGCGGUCGGCUACAACACAAGCAGAAAAGGACUUCUUGGCCACCGAAGCCUUGCCGCUAUGGCAGCAGGCAGUGGCGGGAGCCACCGCCGGCAUGUCGUAUAAUUUCCUAUUCUUCCCAGCCGAUACCGUCAAGUCACGCAUGCAGACUUCGCCAGUCGGCGGCUCUGCCCCGCCCAAAACCUUUUGGCAGGAGGGCAAAGCGCUGUGGAAUCAGCAUGGGCUUCGUGGAUUGUAUCGCGGGUGCGGAAUCACGGUGUUGCGGUCGGCGCCUAGCUCGGCCUUCAUCUUCAUCGUCUUUGACAGCUUGAAGCGCUAUUUUCCUCUGUAAGUCGACAUUACUAGACACCGAACGGGUUAUCUGCAUAGAGGUGCAAUCUAGAGGAGUUUGGGUGUUGCGAUGCGACUCGUUCACGUAAAGACUAGAUACAAUAGGUAGAUGGAAUAAAGAGGAGCAUGCGGUAUUUGCCCCAUGCUGAAGUACAGGGUGGGUGAACAGGUAUGAGUUGCAGAAUCUACUGGCCCCCCCCCUCCAAUGACUUAGAUGUCAUCGUUCCGGGCUAUAGCGACUCAACCUUUGCCCCUUUUCACCCAUCUCUCGUAGUGGUGACCCCGGGGUAGGCGGCCCGUCGCAUCCGAGCCUUCUCC